Molecule: messenger RNA, 1095 nt
Organism: Fusarium verticillioides 7600
Lineage: Eukaryota; Fungi; Ascomycota; Sordariomycetes; Hypocreales; Nectriaceae
Exons: 2
Coding region: 1-1095 (364 amino acids)
Source: RefSeq, a predicted model, not a curated record
AUGUCGACUUCACUGUGCCUUGACGUCCAUUUCACUACCCGUGCUGUGAUCGAGUGGCAGUCGGAUAACGAGUCCGAUCACACGACACAUAUUCUGGCCAAGCCCGACCCAAAAGUCAGCUCUCUUUCGUUGACGACCCGAUUCGAUUCCAAAGGUUCUCUCUUCGACAUACACGUUCCCCUCAAGCUCAAAGGCCUUGACAGCACAUCCGAUAUUACACUUCGAGCUUGCGCUUCCUCUAUCAUCUCUCUUGACCUCGUUAAAAACUCACCUGUCUCUAGCGAGGUUGAGCAAGAGUUCAAGUCUCCAACUCUUGGCCUUCGUUUCCAGCUGCUCCGCUGUCUUGGCAUCCUUGCCCCGACUCCUGCUCUCGAGCCAAUACGUCCAGGAGGUCGAGCACGGUCAGGUGUUGUGCUAGAUGCCAUUCGCGAGUUCUCUCGGGCAACUGCUUUCACCGUCUACAUUGAGGCGCGCAAUGCUUCUCCGAAGCUCCAGUCCGUCAGCGAUGCAGUCAGCCAAGGUCUCUUCAAGACAUCUUGCAGUAGCCGCUUCCAACUGGCUAGCAUGUAUGCCGGUCUUGGAGCAAAGAUUGUCCAGCUUGGUGCAGAUGACGCGCUUGCGCCGCCGUCUUAUGAAGAAACCGAACCCCCACCGCCGCCGCCUCCAAUCGACCCGAAGCCUGACAGAAAGCGUCCACGGCAAGAUACUGCGACCGAACGUGCUGAAGAAAUCGCCCUGAUCUGGGCAGAGCUGCAAAUGCUCAAGCAAGCGAAAGACUCAGACGCAAAGCGCAUAGCAUUUUUGGAGAAGGAGAACCAGGAACUGCGGGAAACCGUAGCGAAACUCCAAGAACGAUUCGAGAAGUCACAUCAAGAUAUACACCAUAGCUUCGGAGCCCUCGAGACAACGGUCGAGAAGAAUACACAAGAAUUUGAGGAGAGCGUUGGCAACGAACUUGCAGAGCUGCGUGAGGAUAUCAGCCAACUAGAUCAUCAACUUUCUUUCAUUCAAGAGGGACAAGUUAGCGAUGAGUCUGUUGCCAAGAUCAAAGACGCCGUGCUACUCGAUAUCACCUCGCGAUUGACAGGGGAUUGA